This is a messenger RNA of Acanthoscelides obtectus, 312 nucleotides long. NCBI's taxonomy places the organism in Eukaryota, Metazoa, Arthropoda, Insecta, Coleoptera, Chrysomelidae. The record is from the annotation of a GenBank genome assembly.
AUGUUUGAAGUUUCUGGUACGCAACAACACGUGAAUACUAAGCAGAUGCUGCAACAACAUGAGAAGAACCAAAAGGUACCAGCUGCUCCUAAAGAUUCCGUCAUGUUAUUGAAAAAUCUAGUAACAAGGAAUGUAGACACACAAGCGGUGGUGGAUACCGCCGUAGAUGUCACUUGCUUCACAUUCUUCGGAAAAAGCUCCGAAGAGAUUGCCCAAGGGACUAUGGAGACCCCCAUUUGGUAUGAGAAUAUCAAAAAUACUAGACUGAGCAGUGGCAACCAGUAUAUGGGUUCUACACUCCAGCUUGUGUGA